Molecule: messenger RNA, 675 nt
Organism: Cinara cedri
Lineage: Eukaryota; Metazoa; Arthropoda; Insecta; Hemiptera; Aphididae
Source: the annotation of a GenBank genome assembly
AUGAGAGAUGAAUUACCUACAGAAAUUUUAACGAAUGUAUGUAGAAUAUUAAAUUUAAAUAAUUCCAAUCAAGAAGGAUCACAUUGGGUUGAAUGGAUAAAACAUGAAAAUUUAAAUAUUUAUUUUGAAUCUUAUGAUUAUGCUAAUCCACCAAAAGAAUUAGUAAAAUAUUUAGGAGAAAAUAAUAUUAAAAUAACAUCUAGAAGAUUUCAAGACUAUUAUGAUCUGCCUAUUUGUGGAUAUUUGUGUUUGAAUUUUAUUAAAAAUUAUAAAAAAUAUACCUAAUUUAUAUAUCUAAAUCUUUUUUUAAUCAGGUCUCUGAUUUAAAAAAUAUUCAUAUUUCUUUAUUAAAAAAAAAACUUUUAUUUUCUUUAAAUAGUAAAAAAUAGGAAAAAAUAGCUUUAACAAUUCAAACAUUUUAAGAGAGUUAAAGAUGAUGAUGCAUUGUUCACAUUGGCUUCUACAUCUGCAACAAUACCAGCUGUUGGAAAAGUUAUUAUUGAGGAUUUUAAGAUUACGACCCCACCAGUGGAAUAUCAAGAAAUGUAUAAAAUAAAAUUAAUAAAGGAAUUAACAAAAUUAUCUCAAGGAAAUAAUUACAGGUUAAAUUUUAAAUCUUGGCAAUGUAUGGAUGAAAACAAUUUAAGUGGUAAAACAUUCAAGAGAAAUAUGUAA